Messenger RNA from Trichogramma pretiosum, 2292 nucleotides. It is a transcript of the gene Mvl, whose product is annotated as protein Malvolio-like. The transcript is spliced from 13 exons. Gene Ontology annotation, molecular function: manganese ion transmembrane transporter activity; iron ion transmembrane transporter activity; cadmium ion transmembrane transporter activity. Gene Ontology annotation, biological process: response to manganese ion; metal ion transport; manganese ion homeostasis. Gene Ontology annotation, cellular component: apical plasma membrane. Bases 297 to 2084 code for a protein of 595 amino acids. Lineage: Eukaryota; Metazoa; Arthropoda; Insecta; Hymenoptera; Trichogrammatidae. The record is from RefSeq and is a predicted model, not a curated record.
UGACGAUAAAAUUGUUGGCCAAUUCAACGUUUUGUAUUGUGUAUAUUUUCUUUUGCUGUUUUAUGAUUUUGUAAAUAUUCUGUGAAUUUGGCCUUGUUUUGCGCAAUGUUAAUACACUUAGUAAAGUUAUUUGAAUAACGGAAAGUUUAUAUUCGAGGAAGAAUAAUUUAGCAUUUGCAGCAAGAUAUUUUAAAAAUUUUGAGGAGUUGAUGAAGAUACACAAGUGAACUGAGAUGAUAAGGCUUUACCGUUAGAUAUUCUUAUGAUUUUUUUACUUUCGACAACCGAAGCCCGCGAUGCAUUCAAGACCGGACAACGGAUUUGGCGCCGGGGACGGAGGCGCGACGCAGGGCUCGGACGAGCUCAAGAGUAGCCCAGGCGCGAAGAACAGGAACGGAGCCAGCAACGGCGACAGAGCCACCGAGAGCACCAACCUCAACGCUCAGACCUACUUCGCCGAGACGAGAAUUCCCAUUCCGGAGAUCGAAAGCGGUGCUUUUAGUUGGAGAAAAUUAUGGGCUUUCACCGGUCCUGGAUUUUUAAUGUCUAUUGCUUACUUGGAUCCCGGCAAUAUAGAAUCCGACUUGCAAUCGGGAGUCGAGGCAAGCUACAAGCUCUUAUGGGUUUUGCUGAGCGCGACGAUAAUGGGACUGCUCAUGCAAAGGCUCAGCGCUCGCUUGGGCGUCGUGACGGGUCUUCAUCUGGCUGAGAUGUGCCAUCGCCAGUACAAAAAGUUGCCAAGAUUCUUACUGUGGAUCAUGACUGAAAUAGCGAUCAUAGGUAGCGAUAUGCAAGAGGUCAUUGGCACGGCCAUUGCUCUUUUCCUUUUAACUGGAGGACGGCUUCCAAUUUGGGGAGGUGUUAUUUUCACGAUCGUCGAUACUUUUACGUUCUUGUUCUUGGACAAGUACGGUCUUCGAAAGUUGGAACUGUUCUUCGGUUUCCUAAUCACGGUCAUGGCUGUGACAUUCGGAUUCGAGUACAUCACUGCUGCUCCACCCCAAGGAGAAAUACUCAAAGGAAUGUUCUUCCCUUGGUGUAAAGAUUGCAGUAGUGGUGCUUUAACUCAAGCCGUGGGUAUAAUAGGAGCUGUAAUAAUGCCCCACAAUUUAUAUUUACACAGUGCUCUUGUCAAGUCUCGUGAUAUCGACAGGAGACAGCCAAAGAAAGUUAAAGAAGCAAACAUGUAUUAUUUCAUAGAAGCUACUAUCGCCUUAUUAGUUUCUUUUGUAAUCAAUGUGUUCGUAGUAUCUGUUUUUGCAAACGGUCUUUUCGAAAAAAAGCCAUCAGAUAUUCUUCAACUCUGCGAGGCCAACCAUUUCCAAGAAGGUAUUGAUAUCUUCUCGAACAUGACUGAUGCUCAAGGGCUUGAAGUAGAUUUAUACAAAGGAGGUAUCUUCUUGGGUUGUAAAUUUGGUUUCAUUGCCAUGAUUAUUUGGGCCGUUGGUAUUUUGGCAGCUGGUCAAUCAUCUACUAUGACUGGCACGUACGCCGGUCAGUUUGCUAUGGAAGGAUUCUUGAAUUUACAGUGGGCCAGGUGGAAGCGGGUUCUUUUCACUAGGACAAUAGCUAUUGUGCCAACAUUAUUCGUCGCCUUGUAUGCUGAAUUUGGUCAGCUGACUAAAAUGAACGAUAUUCUUAAUGCUGUUAUGAGUAUUCAGUUGCCAUUUGCAGCUCUACCAACAAUUGCCUUUACUAGCAGUGUCGCAAUUAUGGGUGAAUUCAGAAAUGGAUUAUUCAAUAAAAUUGUAGCCACAAUUUUAUCUCUCCUAGUCAUAUCUAUAAAUAUUUAUUUUGCAUAUGAUAAGGUUUCUGAUAUGGGAACACUGGGAAAAACAUUAAUCUGCAUUUAUGCAGUUUUGUAUCUGAUAUUUUGUUUAUACCUUGUGAUUCAUAUGGCUAUCUGUAUGGGAGCAACUUCUCUUAAGGACUAUCCCAUUAUUGAAAAGUAUGUUGGUGGCCCAGUAGAAACAAUUUUAAAUGUUUCCCACCCUAUCGCUUAUUCUAGAAGGAAUCCGGUAUUCUGUGAUGAUGAAGGAGUAAACGGAACUUUCAAGUUACGCAACAGUGUUGCUUUAUCCUAAAUUGAAUUGAUAAUACAAGUGUGCUUCGCCAUAAAUGAUUUAUUGUUAUAUAUUUUAAUAUGUGUAAAAAGCGUUAGUUUCAUUACGAAAUUAAUUAAAAUUUUAAUUCAUGAAGACCCAUGCAAGAUUCAGAUGUUAAAGGCAGGACUAUUAACUAAAGAUGUAAAUGAGCUUUAAAAUAUUGUAAUAAAUAAUGCGAUUGAAUCUA